Hermetia illucens (black soldier fly) is the source of this 1478-nucleotide messenger RNA. RefSeq names its product beta-1,3-glucan-binding protein-like. Gene Ontology annotation, biological process: carbohydrate metabolic process. Bases 299 to 1435 code for a protein of 378 amino acids. The record is from RefSeq and is a predicted model, not a curated record. The transcript is spliced from 4 exons. Gene Ontology annotation, molecular function: hydrolase activity, hydrolyzing O-glycosyl compounds. NCBI's taxonomy places the organism in Eukaryota, Metazoa, Arthropoda, Insecta, Diptera, Stratiomyidae.
CUAAGAGGAAAAUAAGGACAAUCGGAUCAGAGGAUACCAGUGAAAUAUGACAAAAACAGAAAAAAUUAAAGAUAGACAAGUCGCUUCUACUAUCGAAUAUAUGUAAAUAGGGUGAAAGAUUCAUCAGGGAGUUGUUCUAGCUCCGUUGGUUCCGCACUGUGGAAAGUUAGCCCAGAAUACAGACGUCACCUAUAGGAAACUCAGCUUUUCCAAGUAUUACUGUCAGUUGGUUUCGGCUCGAGGUUACACGUAUUCCUAAAGUGUGCGGUUUCCGUUAGUAAGAAGAUAAUUAGAUGCAAUGAUGCUGUCAAUCGUAAUUUAUCUAUGGGUGGCCGCCGCUUCAAUAUUACCUGCUCAGUCACAUUGCCCCACUUCCCUGACCACCGCCAGUGGAUCCGCUAUUCGAAGGAACGAUGGUUUUUGUUCCGGAGAAUUAAUUUUUGAGGAUAACUUCGACAAACUCAAUUUCAAAUACUGGGAACACGAGAGCACCCUAUCAGGAGAAGGAAAUUCGGAAUUCCAGUGGUAUACCAACAAUCGUUCCAACUCCUACACUGAAAAUGGCAUUCUCCACAUCAAGCCAACUCUCACAUCUGAAAUAUACGGAGAGGCUUUCCUUUCAUCCGGAACAUUGAGUAUUCAGGGUGAUUGUACGAAUGCCGCUGAUUCGGGAUGCGAACGUACUGGGACCCCAAGGAAGAUUAUUAACCCAAUUCGAAGCGCCCGACUCCGUACCUUGAAAUCAUUCAGUUUCAAAUAUGGGCGUGUUGAAGUUAAGGCUAAACUUCCAGCAGGCGAUUGGUUAUGGCCAGCUAUAUGGAUGCUUCCCACAAAUAAUCCUUAUGGAUCAUGGCCAGCAAGCGGUGAAAUCGAUAUUAUGGAAUCUAGAGGUAAUCGUAAUCUGGUUCUAAACGGCGUAGAUUGGGGAACGCAAAGAGUGCAAUCAACUUUGCACUUUGGACCUGCACCACAAUUUCAUUCCUUCGAAACUACCGCUUUCUCAAAAAAUACGGCAAAUGACCAAGGAUACCAUUUAGAUUUCCACCGGUUUCAAUUUGAAUGGUCUCCUGAUCGUAUCGCAUUCAAAAUUGAUGAUGUGGAGGUUGGAACUGUUGACGUUGGAAACGGUUUUUGGGAUCGUGUUGGAUUCGGUGCAAAGUAUCCUGGUCUUGCUAAUCCUUGGAAAGGAGGAGAAAAAUCAGCCCCAUUCGAUCAAGAGUUCCAUCUUAUCAUCAAUUUGGCUGUUGGUGGCGUUGCCUUUUUCCCUGAUAACGUUUCUAAUCCAGACGGAAAACCAUGGCUUAAUACAUCUCCAACAGCGAUAACUGAGUUCUGGGAAGCACGCAAUGCAUGGUUAAAAACGUGGCAUUAUUAUGAUCGGGAAAACACUGACUCGCAUUUCCAAAUCGAUUAUGUUCGAGUUUAUGGUCUGUAAAUUCUUCCCGACAUAUUGGAAUAUAAUCCACCUACCACCAAGA